CGGUGGAUCUCCUACACCGGCAACAUCCAGCGGCACACCGGCAGCAACGACCAACGACACCAAAUGUCACAUCUGUAUGGCUAACUUUCCGUCCGUGUGGUUGCUGGAGCAACACUCUGCCCUGCAGCAUCCGCACCUGACGAUCCACGACGAUAAACCCUACCUGUGUGGGCUGUGCGGACAGAAGAGCCGGUACGCGUGCUGCCGUUACCGCACGGUACUGGCAAAGCAUCACCGUGCCGAACCGGGCGGUCGUAGCCGUGUGCCGGCGGACAAACUGUUCACGUGUGACGUGUGUGGCAUGCAGUUCCGGUAUCUGAAGUCGUUCAAGAAGCACCGACUGAACCACGCACUGGAGCGUCUGCAUGGUAAGAAAGGUUCGGUUGGUGUUGGUACGACACCGGCCGACAGUGAACCGGCCGUGUCGAGUACGAACGAGAGCAGUGAUGGUGUUGCCGCUAGCAGUGCAAUGGUCGCAGAUCUGCGCAGCUUAACAGCUUGUGCAGACGGUGACGCAGAAAGUGUCCACGGGGAUGGAGGUGCGUGUGGGCAGGAGAAGAAACCGGGAGCCGAAGGUGGUGAGAUAGUUACGCCUGUUAGCACAGUAACGGGUGGCGGAGAAGAGCAAGAUGACACGGUGUCGGACUCUGCACUGAACCAAGCGACCACGAUCGCUGAUUCUGCUGGUCCAUCCUCGGUAGCUGGAACCAUCGAUGAUACUCAGACCAAGAUAAGCAGCAGCAGCAGCAGUAGCAGCAGCAAUAGUGCGACCAGCACAACACGUAGCAGCACCUGUCACAGCAACGGUAUUUCGAACCACUGUACCAAUGGCGGCGGUAGCAUUGGCAGCUGUCAAACGAAUAGUAACAGUGCCAGCGUUACGCGAAUGGUGCAGUCACCGAUGGAGGCCGCCAAUGAGACGCUGCUGGCAGGUGAGCUGAAACGCUAUCAGGCGGCAUCGGUAGCCGCUGUUGCUGCGGCUGCUGCCGCUGCCAACUCUGCCGCCGCCCAUCAUCAUGCGUCCGUUGUGCGCUCGAUGGAGGCAGAGUCUAGCAGUACACAUGCACCAGGCGGCAACGGCGGUGGUGUUGGCAGCAGUGGAGGAGGUGUGCUGCAGCACGGCCUACCUUCAACAGGCAGCUCAACCGGGCCGAGCUCGUUAAGCCACACGUUAAACAGUUUGAUUAACGCGGAAACGAUACCGCACCAUCGGCUGCUAGGGCUGGAUCCACAGGAAGCCUCCAUACUGAACUUUCUGCGCGUCGAUGCGGCUGAGAAGCAACGGGAUCGGCGUUUCGCCUGUCCGUUCUGUGGUAAGUGUGUGCGGUCGAAGGAAAACCUGAAGCUGCACGUCCGCAAACACACCGGUGAACGGCCGUUUGUGUGUUUGUUCUGCGGUCGCGCUUUCGGCGGCAAGUCGGACCUGACGCGCCAUCUGCGCAUCCACACCGGCGAACGGCCGUACCACUGUGAGGCGUGCGGCAAAUGUUUCGCCCGCGCCGACUACCUCUCGAAGCAUCUGACCACACACGUACACCAGCUGUCGCCGCGCCCGUGAGAGGAGGGCCGACGGAGGCGUCCGCGCAUGUCGGUCCUCUGUCGGAAGUGAAGCAUCCACGUUCCAGGUGGCCCCACCGUACCGAAACCUACCUAAAAGAUGCGGGAGAUGCGGACUCACUGCUCCAAUUCCUGCGUCCAGCGAGACCAGCACCUCUCGUUCGUGCAACGCAAAAGCAAUACCAGUCCACAACUAAAAUCCCCCUUUAUACUAGAGAGAUCCCCUUUAGUACUAGAGAGAUGGAGAGAGAGAGAGAAAGAGAGAUAUGGAUAGCUGAAAUUUAACGGAAAAGGUUCCUACAAGGAACUGAAUCACACACACACACGUCCACACCGGGAAGUGAGUACCAUUAUCAGGUGGCAACUGUGGACAUUAAAGGCUAGCUGUACUUGUAGCUGCAACUUUCGUCUAUUAUCGUUGUUGUACGUGAACACACUAUACCGUAUAUAUUAUAUUCACAAAUACACACACACACGCACACAGAACAAUAUACACAUACACCCAAACAAACAUUAGCUUGUACUUCGUUGCAGAGAGUGCCAGCCAGUCAACACAAUCACGCACCGGCCACACACACACACGGUUCAAUGUGGAACAAUUUUACCUCAGGCAAGCGCAACAUUAUCCGGAACCGGAUCUAUCUAACCGCACACAUACAACCAUCGCACGAUAGCAUCCGUCCGCCAUCUUACCGGGACACGGUGUACCGACUGCGGGUGAAGAUGACAAACAGAUUCAAGGUUACUCGCGCAAAACGUGUGAAAAAAAAACAGAAAGAAGUGUUGGUAGUACUUAGUAGUGGUCGCUCUUUUACUACCAUUUUGCUAGAGAUAGAAAGCUGCAGUAGAGGCCAGAAGUACUGACACUGGCAACAAGUGUAAAGAACCGGAAGCUAUUCUACAACGGUUAGGUGCGUUCGUAUAUCCGUCUUGUUUGAUGGCCAGGUAAGAGAACGACAUGAUGGAUAGAAGGGAUAAAACAAAAACAAAUGAAAAAAAAGGAUUUGACAGAUCUCCUGCAAAGAAAGUCCGCAAUUAAUUAUCUGUGAUUUUACGUCAUACAACGGAAUUGGUGCACAUCUUCGAACCUUUCGGGGUACGGGCAGCAACACACUGCUGCAUGCACGAUUUGCGGUAGCGGAAUUUUGUUAGGACGGAAACUGGAUGUGUUAUCGUAGGAUAGUAAACAUACAACUAAACCGCUAACGGAUUUAACUAUGGCGUCCAUUGUACAGAAAGUUACCAAAACAGCACAAACAACACACACACCCACCCACACAUGCAUGAAGCACAAUAGUGUAACAGUUCGGGUUUUAGGUUGAUUGUUUUCGGUUUUUGAUCGUGUUUGGUUUUAAGUUUUACGAUUGCAAUGACCCUGUCAACGACACACAUUCGUAGUAGUUCGUGAUGCAAUCAGAUGAAGCAGACAGUUUGAGUUGAACGCGCUCACCGUCAAACGCUGGCAGGGUUGUGCAAUCGCUUUUAGUGAACUAGAGUAUAUAUACACAAGAAUAUAAUAUUUAACGCAGUUGCAGUAGGUAAUAGACGACCAGCGGCCGGAAGCAAGGAAUUGGGGCAAACAUGCAGGAUAUGAAGGACGCGGCCAUAAGGACGAAACGAAGAAAGAAAGAAGAAGAAAAAAUAACUGAAUGUGAUUAUUUUCUAUAUAUUCAAAAGAUUUAAGCUAUUUAUACUUAUACAUGCAAAACAGAGAUUCAAUAGUGAUUUUACACGCAAUACCUAAUACAAGGAACAACGUAAUAUAACGACUAAAGAAACAUAAAAUCCGUCUCGUUCUGAAGGUACGAUAAAGGCAAACAGUGAUGCAGUGUUGAAAUGGAAACGAGCAUGAGACGAGCAUUUGGACGCAGCGAGCAUAUUUCAUUGCAUCGGGUUAGAAAUGUAUAUCGUCCUUCCCGCCUACCAAACCACACACCAAACACACUACCAAACAUACACACAGGAACAAAACAACUGGGAACUGCGUUAACUUCACACCAAUCAACCAAAAAAAAAAGAACAACCUAAACCAAACAGUACUCUAAAUCGAGUCGAAACUAAACUAAGCAGGCAACUGAUACCAAGAAGAUAUAUACAGCAUACUCUCAGAAACAAAUAAUAAGGUUUUUAGUUACUUUUAUACAUUCUAUAUUUAUAUACACUUAAGCCAAAAGGAGAUUUUUUCCGAAGCCGAAGUCGAGUGCAAGUUGUUAGUAUGCGCUUCGAGCGCAAACCGUGAACUAAAACACACGCAGCCCGUUUUUAACGUUAAUAGAUGUUCUUUGAGCAAGGGAACCACACGUGAAACAGGAUAGCCAUUAGCAGUAGUGACAGACGCUAGCCGAGGCGCCAUAAAAUGGCGCGUACCCCAAGUAUGCUGACAGCCAUGGAACGAGUAUUUUGUUAAACCUGCAAACGAUUGUUUCCUACCCGCCAACACACCCACACAAUAACACAAGACUAACAGUUUAAGGCUAUAUACAAUGUUUUUUGAUACAUAAGUACACAAGUUUUACGACGGGGUCAGGAAUCCAGGGCAUACAAAUUUUAAAACGGAAUAGAACAACGAACAUAAUGGUCGCGGUCGUGCUCAGUUCAUGCCGAAGGAGAGUUUUUUAACACAGAGAGAGUUUUAUUUUUAUUCCCAUACAAAAGCGAGAAGGAACAUGGAACGUAAAGCGGGGCGAACGAAAGAGAGUGAAACUUUGGAGGAGGACGGCGAGAGAGGGCUAUUGAUGUCUAAGAGCGCCUGAUGUUGGACUCUUUCUAUAUCCGGCCUACUAAGAAAAGUGCUGCACUGCAAAAAACAACUAUAAUCGGGUUCGCCGAUUCCGUCGAAGCUGCUCCUCACUAAGUUUGCACAAAAUGUUAUACGCCAUUUUGUCGAACUGUCAAAAAUGUCUAAACACACACACACACAGAGACAGAGUUCGAUUUAGUUAUCCUUCAAGCAUUAGUAACACCAUGAAGAAUUGCAAAUAGCGAGCUCUUUUCGCAACUGUUUUGUGUUUGUAAGUAGACUGUCCGGGGCGGGAGAAACCCUGGUAUUGCACCGGUAUUAGUGGCUAGCCUAGGACGCCGCAUAAGGUGGAAAAGGAAAUCGUUAUGCGAACGGAUACCACUGUAGCGUAUGAAUGGGAAAGUAACAAUUUCAACUGUGCCAAAUUAAAUGUACCUCAGUAACAUGGACAAAAUGUAGCAAGCAAGCGUACGUAACACAAACACACUUCAUACUAACACAUACGCAUGUAUAUACUGACUGGUGGAACUAGACUGGUUGGUUUUGCAAUCAUUUUGGUGUGUUUUGUGCGUCACACCAAAAUCAUGCAUAUUAGAAGAAUUGUGACAUCAAGUCACUAAGUAAAUGCUAGCACCACUGUCACUGUACCCUGUCAUAUUGCUUGUACAUGUCAAAUUGCUGAUGACACUAAACAACGCUGUCUCAGUAAUGAACCAAACAAAAACAAAAAAACGUUCGCUUCCAACGAUUACAAACAAAACCCGCCCCAACACACAUACACACAUACCCACACGAGCACAAACAAACAUUCAGACACACUCUAAUAUUAAUAUUAAUGAACAAUGUGUACUUGGUGUCGUUUUAUUUCGAGCAGUAACGCUCUCAAAAGCAAACAAAAAGCUACUAUACAUCUUAGAAAACCAAAUUUAACAUAAGUGUCGGUUUUUGUUUUGCAAAACGAUUAAGAAAUAAUCGGUAGCUGACCAGUGUGGCAGCAAACAAACCAACAAAAAUUGAAAAUUGAAAAACCAGAUGUACCAGCUGUGUACGUUGCUAAGCAGCUAGUAUAGAGGCGCACACUAGUAAUAGAUCGAUGUCUGUAAUGUUUGUAUAUUUUGCAACAACUAAAAAAAAAAACAACAAAUAAUUAAAUUAAAACAUGACGGCAUUAAACACAAAUGAUCUACUAAAUGUAAUGUUUAGGCAAUGCACCGAAGAAAAUGAAAAGUGAAAAAUGUGCACCAAAAACUGAAACAACACAAAAGGAAAAAUACACGCAAGCGCACACAGCCAAGCGCCAAAAAGGCAAAACGAACCGGCGAAACGAUUCAACUGUCAGGGGUAACUGUCAAAAAAACUGUCAAACGGCAGGGAAUAGUACACAUCGAUAGCAAUAGUAAGCACACCACCAAAAACCUGGGAAGCUAACACACACACACAUACACAGACGCACGAACACGGAUGAAAAUGUACGGCAGCAUUAUUCUACUUAAGAUUUACGUGUAUCGAUAGCAAAUAUGCUCUGAUUGAGAUUCAAUUAAGUUCCUACCGAUAAGACUAACUCGAAUCAGGGGUACGGUUGCGUUGUGGGGAGUGUCAAAGGUAAAAUUAUAACCGCCUCCCCUCCUCUCCCCCUCCUCUAACCACGUCUUUACAAGCGUACAAUCAUGAAAUUCGAUUAUCAAAUUCUGCGGGCAAAAUAGCUCAAUUGCUCUCAGUUUUAGCAUGUCGUCCCUACACGAAAAAAACUAAGUAACACAGUAACAGAGACGGCAUGCUAAAACUGAGAGCAAUUGAGCAAUUUUCCCCGCAGGUAAACAUGUGUUUGCGGCUACCGCUCGAUAAGUGUUAUUUGUUUUGUUUUCGUAUUGUUUUUGUUUUGUUUCCGAAGUUAUGUCGAAAACCAAUCUUAACGUCACGCCCCCAAUGGGAGCUACUGUCACAUUGUGUUUCGUUUUUUUUUUGUUGAAUGCUGUACCUUUUGUUUCUAGUUAGUAUAAAAGUUUAGAAAGUGAAUGGGACUGAACAGUGUAUGGCAGAUGCGUGACCGGUCCAACCGGUGCGGACGGAAGGAGAGUGAGUGAGGUGGCAUUGCGGGAUCUGAAUGUAACGGGGUUUCUUUAGCAGAGUAACUAGUAACUGGAACUGAAUGUGUAUUUUUUGAAACGUGUUGUACAAAUUUUUUUAGGUCAAAGAAUGAAGGUUUUUGCGAGCAGCAAAGUGUAAUGGCGGUGUAGGCGCAUGGCGCAGCUAGUGGGAAUAUAGAUUUAAGUAAGUAGAUUUUAAUAGCAGCAAGUGUACACCCCCUUGUGUCAGCAAUAAAUGGAUGUUCUUGUCCUAUUCCGGAAGAUAGGUAAAUAGACUAAACAGGGUGCCCCUUUUUUACGAACCAUCCGUGUUGCAAUGCCAAUUCCAUUGCUUUCAAAGCGGUCUGACAGCUGAGAUCAAUACUGCAAAAGGUAAAGAUCAUACAGCAAAUGGAACCAUCUCUACUACGGUGGCACCUCUUCUAUCGCUCGCUUCCGAGAGACUAUGAAGUAAACGCAACUAGUAGUAAGCGCACGAUGCAGAAAUGACUAACGAGUUUGAUAGUUUCCAUGUAAUACGUACCCACGGUGUAAAUGGCGUUUGUUUAGCCACAGCACGAAACGUAUCGUUUCUGACGUCCAAACGCCAUUACGUACCACUCUGCCAGACGUCCAGGGCCGAAGAAGCGGUAUGUGUGCCAUUUUUUGGCAACGCUCUUCAAAAAAUAAAACAAAAAAGAUAACCGGCUUCCAUCUUAACGUAUAAAACAAAUCACUAACAGAACGAAGGCUGGGGGAAUACAUCCAAUACACAUCACACUAAUACACCGUAAUACCUACCAGAAAGCAAAUGAAAUACAACAGACAAAUUGAAUAACUGAAGCAAUAUUGAAGUGUGACUAAAUAGUAAACUGAUCUGCAAGUCAUGUCGAAUGAGAUCUAUUACGUCGUAAGCUAGUACGUAAGGAUCAUACAAUACCAAAAUCAUAAACUCUAACCAUUUUUGUUUGGCAAAUUAACACACUAACACAUCCACACACGCGAAUGAAUCACAGUGAGUGGAUGGAUCCGCCAUUGGUAGUAGCAUUCGGUGGUAAAACACACUAAUGAUAUGUGACAAGAGAAAGUCGCGUGUGGGGAAGUAAAUUAGUAAGAAUUAGUGAUAUAUAACGUAUUAAGAGCUAGCAAAAGUUUGAAAAUCCUUCAACAAAACCCAACAAACUAUUUGAUCCAUGUGGGCGAACACAACUGAAAAAAAGGUAAAAGGAGAAGAGUAUUUACGGCAAAGAAUGGAUGCACAAUGACAAAUCGAUAGAGCAAGAUGCAAAGGAGAAUGAAAAAAUUGCGGCAAUUCAAACUUCAACCGGUUUGCGGUACUAGAUGACAGAUUGUCAACCCAAGCGCUAGAGGUGUAAGUGUGUAACCAUAGUAUAUUUGUAUAGUUCAGUUACACUAGCAAGUAAGCUAGGUUAGGUCCGGUGCGGCUACUGGCAUAGUGUAAGGUAAGUGUUACUUGUUUUGCUUCGUUAAUUAUUUGUCGCAUACGAUACUUGUGUGCAGCAGGUACAAAAAAACACAACUGUAACUACACUGAUACGUUGACGUUCUUACUGCCAAUACUACAAUACUUUCCAUUAAGUGUGUUGAGUUUCCAUAACCUCAAUCGUUUAAGAAACGAUGAAAAGGUGAUAGAGAAAUAGUAUAAGCAGGGUUGGGUGGCGAAAACGUGUGAAGGCAUCGUAGUGGAGGAGCACAGAAAACAAAGCGAUAGAUUUACCAAACAUGAUGUAACGAAAUAGACGAUAAAGGCGCAUUUGCAUUGCACCACCCUAACGAAACCCACCAACCAAACCGUGAAGGUACUUGUUAGCCAUGCCAGCGUAAACAGUUUUAGAUUCCGCGUACUUGUUACUUAUCUGAGGUCUACACACAAGCUGUAAAACUUAACCACAACAACGACCGUUGGUUAGUAACGCACUCAUCGAUCGAUUACUGCCGAUUAAGUUCAUUCUACGAAACAACUACUAAGCUAUACAGUAAGAAACCGAAGCGCUAAUAGCAGUAAGUACCGACAAACUUUGUCGAUGCCGCCUGUGAUAACAGUGAAACCUACAAGCCAACGCAUCAAUAGUCGAACAGCAACACACAGUUACCAAUUACAAUAGACGUCUGCUGCCCUGCGGAGACUAUCGAAAGAUAUAGAAAAAGACAGCGAAAGAGUGUAAGAGUGAGAGCAGAGAUAGGGAAUAGCAAUGUAAACAUAAUAUGUGAUUAAGAGGAUUUAUUUCGGUCUUAUUGUCCUGCACGGAAGAAUCGUGAGUACGCUACCCACCCAAAAACACACACAUACAGUGGAACGUCGAUUAUUCGCCUGAUGUCGGAUUAUUCGUGUACUGUGCGGAAAUGACAGUUCCAAGUGCGAUUUGACAUAUUGUGGACAGUGAAAUUGGUGACGACCAAAAAUACGUUCAACAGUAAAUAAGAGUAUGUGUUCAAGAAUGAUGAAAAUUUACAAAUGUCUUUUUUGCAAUGGCACACAGCCUUCAAAACCCGAUACAUCAUACAUUAUACACAAAACAUUAAAGAAAGAUAUACCUAUUAUCCGUGUUAUCCGUUUAUACAGCCAGAGCCGAAUCCGGAUAAGAAAGGAUAAUCGACGUUCCACUGUUAUAUACUUAACUAAUCAGUGAUUUUCUGAGUUAUUCUGUAGUACUACCUGAGUGAACAUUUUCUUUACCUUCUACCCUAGUUACAAGUUGACAGGUGGAUAGAUAGUUAUGUUUCGUCCCAUUAGCUCUCGAUUUUUGUUGAUCUAGUUUGUAUGUAUAGUGCUGUAAAAUUGGCAAAAUGUUUAAACAUUUGUACAGCGUAGCUUAAUAAUCGCCUUUCUUCACUCGGUAUAACAUUUGGAAAAUACCUAAAUUGGUAACAGAUCUGAACCCUAGUUUGUAGGUAGUUGGCAAAACAUGUCCGUAUUGCUGACAGCUAAUGCUCCGUAUCUUAAUCUCACUGCAACAUUAACAGCAGAGUAAGUGGUAUCACUACCAUUAAAAAAAUCCCCGGAGUACGUGCAUUGGCAUGUAAAUUAUUGCGUUUCAUUGAAUAUGCUGAUCGUGGACUAAAUUAAGCUAAACAAAAAUAACAACAAAAAAAACAAAAUCUGUACAUUUUAUGGAGGGGCAAUAGACUUGGUAGUUAAAUCAAUUUUUAAAUUAUCUUUCUCCCGCAUGUAAACUUAUCUUUUUUCUGAGCGAAAUAAGAUUUAUGAGGCGACGAUACUAUCGAGAUUAGUGGUAAAGGACACAAUAUCACACCAGCACCAAAGCUGGUUGUGAGAAAAAGAUCGAUCAAGUGAUACCGAAAGGAAAUAGAGAGAUAGAGAGAGAGAAAGCGAGAAAGAGAGUGUGAAAAAUGAAAGGUUAAUAUUUAGUAUUCCGUACGAAUGGAUCACCAUGGAUUGCACUGUGCGUAAACUGAAACGUUGGCUAAAUGAAAAAGUUGACCGGAUAGUACCGUGCUCGGCAAAACAAAGUUGUUGUACCGUUCAAUUACACUAUUAUAAGUAAACCUAUAGACGAAACGAGGAAACGAGAAAGAGCGAGAGCAAAUGGAAAGAGAAAAGAAACAAACCCUAAAAGGUACGACAGGCAGAAGACGAUACACUCAAAACAAAUACUAUUCGGUGUUGUGACUUACUAACUUACUUACAAUAUUCGUAACAUUCCAUUGCAAAAGUGAUAUUGGAAUGCAAUCGAGUGACGGCAGGUGUAGGGUUAAGUGCAGGAAAGUAAAUUAUUAACUAUUAAACUCAUCAUGACCAGAUGCUGAGACUAGACCAUGAACAAGGCGAACAGAAGAAGCAAGGGAGCGGCUGAGCGAAUGAUGACAGAUGUUACAUAUAUUAGGAAUGUGAAGGUAUUUGUGCACGGGUUUGCAGUUUGACCUGAUUGCUGGCGUACGGUAGAUGACAGACAGUUUUACUACCGUGUCAAACGUUGCUGCCCAGGUGUUAGAUUGUGUUAGUGUGAACAAUUUACAACAUAACGAAAGCAAAGUAGGCACAUGCACAUAUAAGCAUAUUAAAAUAACAAUUGAGAUGUACUUUUCCAUUCAUAUGUAUGUGUGUGUGUGUAUUUUAGAGAGCAAUAAUUAUUAAUAUAAAGUAAACAAAAAACUGUCACAUUCACGACAAUGCUGUACUAAGUACAUGAAAGUGAAUGUGUCAAAUAAUAGAAGCCUGCCAGGAAUGAAAUCAAACAAAAAAAACUAACAAACAGCAAAAAAGGGAUUUACUAGGUGUGCUAGUACACAAAACCAUGAUGAAAUAUCGAUGGCAGCAAGAGAUCAUUUAGUAGGAUGUGUUGGAAUGGAAUGAUUGUGAUAAAGUUAAAACUAUUAUUAACAAAGGAUACAUGCAUACACUUACACCGUAAACAAGCGAGAGGUAACAAAGUGAUUGUUAAAUUGUCGCCAUAGAGAGGAAGAGAGAAAAAUAGAAAGCAAGAGAGCGAGAGAAAGAGAAAGGAGAAAGAAAGGAAGAGGGAAUUAAAUAUUACUGAAAGAGAUUAAAAAAUAAUAAUUAAUGUAUCCCUCCUCGUAAACAGAUAGGAAAUUAAUCCUAUCGCCAGAUAAAGAAGGUGAGCAAAUGUGCGAGAGAAACAAUUUCAUCGUGUGUGUGUACGCCGAUGCUAAUAAGCCUAAUCAUGGAUAACGAACAUUGAUCUAUUCGUUCGGCUGUCCCAUAGUUAUGACGAAAAGCGAUGCACACACACACCACAUGUGUGGUAAGCACCGCUUACAAAACAAGAACAAAAUGAAAGCUAUAAAUGAUGCCGUCAACACUAACUCACCUACAGAAUGUGACGGUUAAGAGCACUGCGUAUAUGGUUUUUGGUUUUCUGUUUUUUAGUGAUAAACGGAGUAACAAAAUAGUAACACGAAAGAAUAUUCAUAUUAAGCGCAGGCAAACACUAAAAAAAACAUUAAACCAACACAGCCAUGCAUUAUUACACAAAACACAUACACAUAUUUAUUGCAAAACAAUUGAAAAAGGUGUACUUUGAUCGAAAUGGUUUCAGACAAAGAAGAAAAAAAACAAGAAAAGUGAAGAAAAAAACAAAAGCAAAUGCUGCGGUGUUAUUUGUACGAGCAAAUAAGUGAAACUAAGACUCAAUUUAGAAACGCAGGAAACAAAAAAAUAAUAAUUUAAAUAAGAAAAAACACAUGCCAUUGUGAAAUGGUACGCGUAUCGUGUCUCCUGUGUGUGGAAAACCCGGUCGAUUAGCAACCAUGGAAAGCACAAGUGAGAAUUAAAGUGAAACAAAACACAAGUGAAACAAAACAAAAAGAAAAACGUGCAACAAUGGAAACAAACAAUGUUUUUUAUAUAUUCUCCGCCCAUAAGUAUUCCAAAAAUUCAAUUAUAAUGUGUGUUGUACAUCUUUCGCAUCUAUUUCCUCUUUUUGCAAACGAGAGUACAUACAAAAUGUGACUAAAAUGAAGAAGAAGACAACAAAAACCACAACUCACACAAGAAAACAAAAAACUAGCACAGUAUAAUGGAGUGGCUGUCGUGUAUUUACGGAGACGGUGGUGUCCGAUAGAACGGUGAGGGAUGAACAAACCAAAGCGAGAAAUAUGAAAACUAUGCGGAGCAACGUGUAUUGGUAUUAAACUUAUUCUGUUAAACUAUUCUAAACCUCUCUUAAAUCACAAAAAAACCGCAUGAACACUUUUCGCCGCAAAAUAUUUUAUAGGUAACGAGCGAGCAACACUAGUGAAGCAUGUGAGUGUGUGCUUGCGUAAACUGUGAAAAACGUCCGAACGUGAUUGUUUCUUGGAGUGUAAUGUAAUGUUGAAAACAAACCACACACACACGCACACACGUACAUUAAAAAAAAUCAUGGACUGAAGAUAAAAACAAUUUAAACGGCGGUUGCGAACGAAGAAGGAAAACUUACACAAGAACACACAAGGCAAAGAACCAUUUUUAGGCAAUUUUUCACAACCAAACAUUUAAAUCUUAUAUACAAAACGUGCAAGCAAACAUGAAGCAGUAUAAUCGAACUAAAUCACUCUCAAAUGCACACUCACAUACAUAUACACACACAAACAUUUAUAUACACAUACAAACACAACGCCAAACAAUUAUUCAACCACAUCACAAACACACUAAACAAAACCUAUUUCUUGUAAGAGAAGCUUUCGGUGUCCAAUUUAUAAGGAAGAAGCGGCAAUGGUUGCAAACUAUUAAGUGAAAAGUGACCCCCAACCAAAAAUACAUGAUCUGUAGCAAUGCAGACAGAUAAACAUAGGUGAAAGCAAAAACUGAAAGAGAAAAAACACGACCUAGACGAAGCAGUACAAGCGGCAGAACAAAGGACUUCAAUGCUAGCAAAGACGAGGAACGUGUCUCAUUUUUGGAUUUGUUUAUUUUUAAUAGUUUAUUUAGAUUUAUCCGUUUUGUUAAGUGCGUUGAUUUCGAUUGUUCGAAAAAGUUUAUUAAAUAAUGGUUUUUAGUUUAUUUAAUUUAUUUCGUUUUUGUUUGUUUCACUUAGGGAUCCAUUUGAUAGUUGACAUCUGUAGGGAUUUGUUUUGAAUGUUAAUUAGAAAGGCAAAUAAUUUAAUUUGUUAGACCUUAACACACUCACAUUUUACAGGUUGUCAAAAACGGAAAAAGUUCAAACACUCACACACGCCCACACACAAACCAACGGAAACUUACCACAGAACAACAACAAAAAAUAUAACACUCCUAGUGUGCUAACAGUAAUCACCGUCACGUCAGUACAUCUGUCAUAACGACAGCAUCACGAAACUUCCCAUAGCUCGGCAGACGUAAAGUAAAACAAUAUAUUGUGCAGGUCACGUACGAUGAAGAAAAAAAAACUAUGGAAAACACAAUAAUAUUUUUUGAUACGAAACAUUUUUACAACCCGGUUUAAAAUGAAGAAGACAAAGAAAAAAUACAACGCAACUAGAUGAAACAAGCUAAGGUGUGUGCAUCGAGAGGUGAAGCACCUUGCCAGUAGUGAAUUGGACGUUCAUUACAUACGCAAUACAUCGCAAACAACCGUAACUAAAAGCAAAGAAUGAAACCAAACCCGAUACCAUUUGAUAACCGGCCCAAUCGCCCAUUAGGCGGUGAAAAGGUAGGUUCUCACCCAAUAAAAUGCGCUAAGCUGCAGUUGGUUUCAUAUCAUUUCAGCUCUUUCGUUGAUUACAUUAUCGGUCCUGGAAUUGGCACAGUAAAGAUAAAGGUGCAGACGCUUACACAUACAUAAAUUCGGACGUCCAAAUUUACUCAAUUGGUUACCGCAAACGAUGAUAAAAAUAAUAUGGAAAAGGCACACCGACACUACCAAUAAUAAUUUCAAACCAAACCAAUCAGAUCACGCUAACAUGUGUAAGAUGGUAUCGAAAGCAGUACCGCUCUGCACAAACACAAAAAUGGAAAAAUUGAAAAACAAAGUUUGAAAAAUCUCCUUCUUCACGAGCACCGCACUUCGAGGAAGCAAAAUUGAAAAUGAGAAAAUUGUUACAAAAAAAAAUUCAAUACUAUGUGAAAAUUUAGGCAAAUAAAAUUUGACAUAAAUCAGUAUCGUAAAUAAAUUGGAAUAAGGUAAAAGGAAACACAAAUUUCAAAACAAAACCCUUCAAUUGUCCAAAAAGCAAAAAUUAAAAAAAAAAACAAAAGUCAUCGUUAGCAAGUGGUUUUGCUGGGGAGAAGUUCUAGCGCUCCAAAACUCAAACGCAGCACAAUUGUGAGUGUUAUGUGCUUGGCAGCUGUUUUGGUGAGAGAUGAGCCACUCGGGCACAUAGACAACAGCCCAAAAGCAUUGGCGCUACGAUGACUCCACUAAAGCAAACCACUCUCACUCCACCAUGUAGUACAUAGGACGAGGAGAAUCUAAAGAAACAUACACCCACAUAAACACAAACACUCACAUUGUCCAGCAGAAUAGGCGAAGCAAAAGUAUAUUAAAUUAUGUGGAAAAUAAACAAAAAAAAACACAAACACACUUCUUAAUUCUUGUUGUAAUAAAUGUUAUAUUUAUUGAAAAAUA
Molecule: messenger RNA, 14390 nt
Organism: Anopheles funestus (African malaria mosquito)
Lineage: Eukaryota; Metazoa; Arthropoda; Insecta; Diptera; Culicidae
Product: transcription factor Sp8-like
Exons: 1
Coding region: 77-1558 (493 amino acids)
Biological process (GO): regulation of transcription by RNA polymerase II
Cellular component (GO): nucleus
Molecular function (GO): DNA-binding transcription activator activity, RNA polymerase II-specific; RNA polymerase II cis-regulatory region sequence-specific DNA binding
Source: RefSeq, a predicted model, not a curated record